Staurois parvus is the source of this 1929-nucleotide messenger RNA. Lineage: Eukaryota; Metazoa; Chordata; Amphibia; Anura; Ranidae. The record is from the annotation of a GenBank genome assembly.
AUGGAGAGUACCGACUCUACCGGAAAAGGAAAUGCUGAACAGUCAGAUUCUCAACGCCAGAGUCAGAUGGAUCGGUUGGACAGAGAGGAAGCUUUCUAUCAGUUUGUAAAUAAUUUGAAUGAGGAGGAUUAUCGGCUUAUGAGAGAUAAUAAUUUGCUAGGAACUCCAGGGGAGAUUACUAAAGAAGAGUUGCUGAGAAGAUUGCAGCAAAUUAAAGAAGGUCCACCUCAGCCAAAUGCAGAUGAAAACAGAGGUGAGAAUGCGGAAGACUCUUCUAAUGGAGAUUCUAUAAUAGACUGGCUAAAUUCAGUGCGACAAACUGGAAACACGACAAGGAGUGGACAACGUGGCAACCAAUCAUGGAGAGCAGUUAGCAGAACAAAUCCAAAUAGUGGAGAUUUCCGGUUUAGUUUGGAAAUUAAUGUGAAUCGCAGUACCGUUAAUCAAAAUCUGCCUCCUGGUGAACAGUCAGAAGGCUCUGGGGUUGAAAGUAUGGAACUUACCAAUCAGGGUGAGGCUGAACCAGAACCUGAGGUGGAAACUGAACCUGAAAUUGUGGCAACUAGCGAAACUGCUGUAGAGGAGCCUAUUCCUCAAAGAGGUCAAAGGAGAGCAAGAAGCAGAAGCCCAGAGCAGCGAAGGAUCAGGUCCAGAUAUGACAGAAGCAGAUCACCCUUGAAUCCAGCUGUUGAAACACCUAUUCGAAGGGCUCAGCAUAAUUCCUCACAGACUGUUGAACCUUCGCCUGUUGAAGCAGAGGGUAGCUCUAGAACCAGACAGCUUGUGACUGCAUAUCUGAGCAGUUCUGCAACUGAGACCGAGGGCAGCUCUAGAACUAGGCAACAUGUAACAUCUAGACAACAGGCAUUAGUUGCUGAUCCUCCAAAUGCAAGCACUGUGGUUUUAAACUCUGAGACAAGAAGCUCCCCACAGCCCCCUCCAGCAGAGACUCAAGAAAAUGCAGAGGCUACAGGAACUGGUCAGAGGCCACCGACUAUAGUUUUAGAUCUUCAGGUCAGGCGGGUACGCCCAGGGGAAUAUCGACAAAGAGACAGCAUUGCAAAUAGGACACGCUCUCGUUCUCAAACCCCUAACAACACAGUUACAUAUGAGAGUGAAAGAGGAGGAUUUCGACGUACUUUCUCAAGGUCUGAACGUGCCGGUGUCCGGACAUAUGUCAGUACUAUCAGAAUUCCAAUCCGUAGAAUACUGAACACUGGCCUAAGCGAGACCACCUCUGUUGCUAUACAAACAAUGCUGAGACAGAUAAUGACUGGGUUUGGGGAGCUAAGUUACUUCAUGUAUAGUGACAAUGAUGCUGAGCCUGGAACCCCUGCUGCUGGUUCUCCUCCAGUAGCUGCUGGAGUGGAAAUGCAGAACAUUGCAGCUGCAGCAGCACCAGCACCGCCACCGGCACCACCAGCACCACCAGCAGCAGCAGCCACUCCUCCCAGAGCACCUGUACCAGAGCCAGUAGAGCCUCCUAACCCUCCCAACCCUCCCAUCCCUCCAAUCCCUCCAAUCCCUCCCAUGGAAGCUGAUAAUGGAAGUAAUGAUGUUUCAACCUCUGGAAGCAGGAGGGAGAUCCGUAAUAACAGAGGAUCUGUGACCUUUGAAGAAAGUGGUUCUUUGCCAUUUCUCAGAUUGGCCCAGUUUUUCCUUCUUAACGAGGAUGAUGAUGAUCAGCCAAGAGGACUCACCAAAGAACAAAUUGACAACCUGUCUACCCGAAAUUAUGGUGAAAAUGAUGCCCUGAAAACUUGUAGUGUGUGCAUCACAGAGUACACAGAAGGGAACAAGCUGCGCAAACUUCCCUGCUCUCAUGAGUACCAUGUCCACUGUAUUGAUCGCUGGCUUUCUGAGAACUCAACAUGCCCAAUCUGUCGCCGAGCUGUUCUGAUAUCGGGCAACAGAGAAAGUGUUGUUUAA